UAGAUUCCUCAUGCAUAGCCAUUUCUACUGUGCAUCUAUAACCCGUACAUAACAACUAAAAAGCAUCGUGCUACUGUAGACAUAUUCUGGAAUGGCCAGCAUGGUGGUGACGGCGCUGGAUUCCGGAAUCCUGCCACGCAUCCCCACCAACCCCGCUUUCCAAUCGCGGAACAGGGCCACCCCGCCGCCCGCGCCAGCGCAUCAACCCCAUAAAUCCCCCGAGCUUCGCGCCCGCUGCCCCAGAACCCUAGCCCUCUCCACCACCGUCACCGCCGCCGCCAUGGUGAGCGUCGAGGCCGACAUCGACCGUGUGCUGUGGACGGAGGCCGAAGUCGCGGCACGCGUGGGCGAGGUCGCCGCCGAGCUCGCGGCCGACCUGCGCUUGUUGCCGGGGCCGGCGGUCGUCGUCGGCGUUGCCACUGGCGCGUUCCUCUUCCUCGCCGACCUCGUCCGCCGCGUCGACGCGCCGCUCGCCGUCGACUUCGUGCGCGUCGAGUCCUACGGCGGCGGCACCGAGUCCAGCGGACGGCCCCGGAUCACGUCCGACCUCAAGGUCGAUGUCGCCGGGAAGCACGUCGUCGUGGUUGAAGAUAUUGUGGACACAGGGAAUACUCUCUCCUGUCUCAUUGCUCAUUUGCAAAAGAAAGGAGCAUCAUCCAUAUCGGUUUGCACUUUCCUUGACAAACCAGCAAGAAGGAAAGUUAAUAUUCAGCUAGUAGGGGAUGGGAAAUUCUACAGUGGCUUUGAGUGCCCAGAUUACUUUGUUGUUGGCUAUGGUAUGGAUUAUGCAGAGCUCUACCGUAACCUGCCUUAUGUUGGAGUUCUCAAGCCCGAGAUGUACAAGAAAGAUUCAAGCAAUUAGACUGGAGGCUACAUUUGCAAACGCAGAUGCAAGAGAGCAAAAAUUGCAAAUGAUAGAGACAUUUUAGUUUUGACAUGUGCAGGCACACUUUGCUUAAUUUUGUACAAGAAAGAAGCAUGAGGCCUGCUAGUUUACCUUUUUCUCCUUUUAAGCUCAGGAAAAACUACUGCUCUCCAAAUUCCAUUAGCAUAACAGCAAGAUGUAUCACUGUCGAUUUUGUUCAUCACCAAACUGCAACCCUGAAGGAAAAGAUGUGGUUGUAUGACAUGUUACAUGUUCAGUUUACAGCCUGCA
Molecule: messenger RNA, 1156 nt
Organism: Phragmites australis (common reed)
Lineage: Eukaryota; Viridiplantae; Streptophyta; Magnoliopsida; Poales; Poaceae
Exons: 3
Coding region: 92-862 (256 amino acids)
Biological process (GO): IMP salvage; purine ribonucleoside salvage; guanine salvage
Molecular function (GO): magnesium ion binding; hypoxanthine phosphoribosyltransferase activity
Source: RefSeq, a predicted model, not a curated record